This is a messenger RNA of Alexandromys fortis (reed vole), 647 nucleotides long. It is a transcript of the gene Smim22, whose product is annotated as small integral membrane protein 22. Gene Ontology annotation, biological process: regulation of cell population proliferation. The record is from RefSeq and is a predicted model, not a curated record. Bases 151 to 423 code for a protein of 90 amino acids. The transcript has 4 exons. Lineage: Eukaryota; Metazoa; Chordata; Mammalia; Rodentia; Cricetidae.
UUGCUAAGGUUUCAGGUAGUGUGGAUCCGGAAGCAGGAAGUAGUGUGAAUUUCCAGGACCCUGGGCUUACCUGGUUUGGGGUACAGGGCACCACCAGAGGCAGGUGGGGCACUGGAAGAGGCCUGGCUAGGGAGAGAGAAGGUAGCCACGAUGGGACAGGCAGCUGAGGAGUUGAAGCAGGAGCUGGAGGCCACUGCAGAGGAAGUACUGGGGAGGCUCAAGAGCCACCAGCUGUUCCAGUCUGAUUGGGACAUCGCGGCCUUUGUGGUCUUUCUCACAUUUGUGGGCACUGUGGUGUUGUUGUUGUUACUGGUUGUUCUUCACUGCUGCUGCUGUUGCUGCACCACCUCCCCCAGACCCCGGAAGGUGAGCCCUGGGAAGGAAAAGCCCAAGGGUGUGGAUAACUUGGCAUUGGAACCUUAAUGCUAGACCUUGGCAUGGGUCCUGCUGGAUGACAGUAACAAAGCCAAUUUUGCCAAAGCCUGAGUCUGGACUGUGUUCUAACCCCGCCAUGGACCGUGUGGUGGACUCAGGGCCUGCACUCCUGGGUUGACAUCUGUCACUAUCCCACAGGGCCACUCUGCAGCCAGGGCUCCCUUUCUCAAAUGUGUUCUGCCUGGGCACAGGCUGUGAUGCCAACACUAAAG